AUGCCCGUCUUUGACCCAGGCCCGGUUCUGAAGCCGCUCGGCUCCGUGGGUGCGCUGAGCGCUGGUGAUGACCUACGGGCUGCGGUUCGGAGGGCUAAGACACCCAGGAAACCUCUAGUGAAAAAAGGAUCCCAAACCAGCCUUAAAGACCCGGUUGGGGUCUACUGCAGGGUGCGCCCACUGAGUUUCCUUGAUCAAGAGUGUUGCAUAGAAGUGAUCAAUAAUACGACUGUUCAGCUCCACACUCCUGAGGGCUACAGACUCAACAGAAAUGGAGACUAUAAGGAGACUCAGUACUCAUUUAAACAAGUGUUCGGGACUCACACCACCCAGAAGGAGCUCUUUGACGUUGUGGCUAGUCCCUUGGUAGACGACCUCCUUCACGGCAAAAAUGGUCUUCUUUUUACGUAUGGUGUGACUGGAAGUGGAAAAACUCACACGAUGACCGGUUCUCCAGGGGAAGGAGGGCUGCUUCCUCGCUGUUUGGACAUGAUCUUUAACAGUAUAGGGUCAUUUCAAGCUAAACGCUACGUGUUUAAAUCUAACGACAGGAACAGUAUGGAUAUACAGUGCGAGGUGGAUGCCUUAUUGGAACGGCAGAAGAGAGAAGCCAUGCCCAAUCCAAAGACGCCGUCCAGCAAACGACAAGUAGAUCCAGAGUUUGCAGACAUGAUAAAUGUACAAGAAUUCUGCAAAGCAGAAGAGAUCGAUGAAGAUAGUGUCUAUGGUGUAUUUGUCUCUUAUGUUGAAAUAUAUAAUAAUUACAUAUAUGAUCUAUUGGAGGAGGUGCCAUUUGAUCCCAUAAAGCCCAAACCUCCACAAUCUAAAUUGCUUCGCGAAGAUAAGAACCAUAACAUGUAUGUUGCAGGAUGUACAGAAGUAGAAGUGAAAUCUACUGAGGAGGCUUUUGAAGUUUUCUGGAAAGGCCAGAAAAAGAGACGUAUAGCCAACACCCACUUGAACCGGGAGUCCAGCCGGUCCCAUAGUGUGUUCAACAUCAAGCUGGUUCAGGCUCCCCUGGAUGCAGACGGAGACACCGUUUUACAGGAAAAAGAACAAAUCACUAUAAGCCAGCUCUCCUUGGUAGAUCUUGCUGGAAGUGAAAGAACCAACCGGACCAAAGCAGAAGGGAACAGAUUACGUGAAGCUGGCAACAUUAAUCAAUCACUGAUGACACUCAGAACAUGUAUGGAAGUCCUGCGAGAGAACCAAAUGUAUGGAACCAACAAGAUGGUUCCAUAUCGAGAUUCAAAGUUAACCCAUCUGUUCAAGAACUACUUUGAUGGGGAAGGAAAAGUGCGUAUGAUCGUGUGUGUGCAUCCAAAGGCUGAAGACUAUGAAGAAAGCUUGCAAGUCAUGAGAUUUGCAGAAGUAACCCAAGAAGUUGAAGUAGCAAGACCAGUAGACAAGGCGAUAUGUGGUUUGACGCCUGGGAGACGGUACAGAAACCAGGCUCGGGGAGGUCCAGUUGGAGAUGAACUGCUGGUUACGGAAGUGGUUUUACAGAGUUUCCCGCCUUUGCCAUCGUGCGAGCUUUUGGACAUCAACGAUGAGCAGACACUGCCAAGGCUGAUUGAAGCCUUGGAGAAACGAUACCAUCUACGACAAAUGAUGGUCGAGGAGUUUAACAAGCAAUCUAAUACUUUCAAAGUUUUGUUACAAGAAUUUGACAACACUGUUUCAAAUAAAGAAAACUACAUUCAAGGAAAACUAAAUGAAAAAGAAAAGAUGAUCUCAGGACAGAAAUCGGAAAUAGAACGACUGGAAAAGAAGAAUAAAACUUUAGAGUAUAAGAUUGAGAUUUUAGAGAAAACAACUGCUAUCUAUGAAGAAGAUAAACGCAACCUUCAACAGGAGCUGGAAACUCAGAACCAGAAACUUCAGCGACAGUUCUCUGACCAGUGCAGACUAGAAGCCAGGUUGCAGGAUAUGGUGACAGAAACAACAACGAAGUGGAAGAAGGAGUGUGAGCGUCAAGUGGCAGCCAAACAGCUCGAAAUGCAGAAUAAACUCUGGGUCAAAGAUGAAAAACUGAAACAGCUAAAGGCUAUUGUCACUGAACCCAAAACUGACAAGCCAGAGCGACCCUCCCGGGAGCGGGACCGAGCAAAGGCCCCUCAGAGAUCCGUCUCUCCAUCGCCGGUGCCUCUUUCUAGUAACUCUAUUGCUCAGAUCCCCAACGGCCAGCAACUCAUGAGCCAGCCUCAAGCACACAGGCGCUCUAACUCUUGCAGCAGCAUUUCUGUAGCUUCCUGUGUUUCGGAAUGGGAGCAGAAAAUGCCUUCGUACAACACACCUCUCAAUGUCACAUCUCUUGCGAGGCGUAGGCAGCAGGAGCCAGGACAAAGUAAAACUUGUGUCGUGUCAGGCAGAAGGCGAGGGAUGUACUGGACUGAAGGCAGGGAGGUGGUUCCCACGUUCAGGAAUGAGCUAGAAAUGGAAGAGGAUCGUUGCAGCAGGAACGCACCACCAAUUCGUCUCCGACACAGACGGUCGCGCUCUGCGGGAGACAGAUGGGUAGCCCAUAAGCCUGCCUCUAACGUGCAGACCGAGACAGUCAUGCAGCCACAUGUCCCUCAUGCCAUCACAGUGUCUGUGCCCAAUGAAAAGGCGCUAGCUAAGUGUGAGAAGUACAUGCUGACCCACCAGGAACUAGCCUCCGAUGGGGAGAUUGAGACUAAACUAAUUAAGGGUGAUGUUUAUAAAACAAGGGGCGGUGGACAAUCUGUUCAGUUUACUGAUAUUGAGACUUUAAAACAAGAGUCGCCAAAUGGUCGAAAACGAAGAUCUUCCACUGUAGCACCUGCCCAGCCAGAUGGCGCAGAGUCUGAAUGGACCGAUGUAGAAACAAGGUGUUCUGUGGCUGUGGAGAUGCGAGCAGGAUCUCAGCUGGGGCCCGGAUAUCAGCAUCACGCACAGCCCAAACGCAAAAAGCCAUGAACCCACAGUCCCAGUAGCAGAAGAACAUUCUCAGCUGUGCUGAACUCAUAAACCAUGCCAGAAGUGGUCUUCUGACUCUCCCUCAGCUGCGCCAUGCACUGCCUGGAUCAAAGCUUCCCCUACGUUCCAAAGACAUUUGGAUUCCGCAAACUUGUAUUCUAUGCCUUGUCGUAUUUAAUAAUAGCAGAGGAAUGCCCUUUUUUUCUCUUUUGCUGUAUGAACUUUUUUUAUAAUGCUGUUUUUUGUAUGUUUCUUAUAUACUUAUAAACUCAUGGAUGCAAGUGUUUUUGUCUUGGGUGAUUAAGGAAGACUAUUUAGAUCACACUUCACUUUUUAUUGUGACUUUGCAAGUUCUGGUCUGAGUAUUUCUCAAGUUUUUAUAAAUAAAUGCUGCUAUUUAUUAGCUGCAAGAAUGCACUUUAGACAUUUGAGAAUUCACAUGUUCAAAAUAAAGAUGUCACUGACUGGCCAAUAAUAAAACCAUUUUUGGAAGUUGUUUUGAAUU
Tupaia belangeri chinensis (Chinese tree shrew) is the source of this 3445-nucleotide messenger RNA. RefSeq names its product kinesin family member 23 (gene KIF23). The transcript is spliced from 23 exons. Gene Ontology annotation, biological process: microtubule-based movement; mitotic spindle midzone assembly. The record is from RefSeq and is a predicted model, not a curated record. Bases 1 to 2940 code for a protein of 979 amino acids. Gene Ontology annotation, molecular function: ATP binding; microtubule binding; ATP hydrolysis activity. NCBI's taxonomy places the organism in Eukaryota, Metazoa, Chordata, Mammalia, Scandentia, Tupaiidae. Gene Ontology annotation, cellular component: microtubule; kinesin complex; nucleus.